Molecule: messenger RNA, 1692 nt
Organism: Diospyros lotus (date-plum)
Lineage: Eukaryota; Viridiplantae; Streptophyta; Magnoliopsida; Ericales; Ebenaceae
Product: GATA transcription factor 5-like
Exons: 2
Coding region: 415-1404 (329 amino acids)
Biological process (GO): positive regulation of DNA-templated transcription
Cellular component (GO): nucleus
Molecular function (GO): zinc ion binding; sequence-specific DNA binding
Source: RefSeq, a predicted model, not a curated record
GUGACAUGCUUGCUUCCCUUUGCUUUCCUCGCCUCUCUCAAUUGCUGACCACAGAGGAGAAACGGCCCACCAUUUACAUUAAUGCACAUCUAUCGACUCCAAACUACGAAUGAAUUCAUUCAUUCAUAAAUACGAGAGAGAGAGAGAGAGAGAGAGAGUAGGAAAGAAAAUCCAUUAAGUUAACCCACCACCAAUACCAUAGUUUCGGCCACGAACCAGCCUUCUUUCCAGUGCGCUAAAUCUCUCCUUCCCUGUCUCUCUAGAAUCCCUUAUCUUCUUCAUCCAUAUCAGCCAUAUAUUAUAUAUAUAUAUUUAUAUAGGAAGAGAUAGUGGUAACGUGGACUUGUUGGGUUCUGAAAGAGCUCAGAAUUUACUGUUUUUGUUCAAAGGCCGAGUUAAUUAGUGUUCCGGGGAAUGGAUUGCAUGGAAGCAAGAGCGUUGAAGCCGAGUUUGCUCUCGGCGUUAGGCGCCAAAUCCACCCAGCAAGCUUUAAUCGACGAUCUUCUCUGUGUCAGUGGGAUUACCGGCGUUUCCAGCAAUGAUUUCUCGGUGGAUGUUUUCCUCGACCUCUCUAAUGAAGAUUACAAGGACGGGGUUUUGGAAGAAGAAGAAGAAGAAGAAUCGGAAGAAGAAGAGAAGGAUUCUCUCUCUGAAUCCUCGCGCCACCGUGGAGAAGACGAUGGCUACAACGCUACCACGUUCUCCGGCGCCGUUGACUCCGGCUCCCUCCCCUCCGGCGAACUCCCUCUUCCGGUUGAUGAUUUGGAGAAUCUCGAAUGGUUGUCUCGUUUUGUGGACGAUUCGACUUCGGAAUUGUCGCUUCUGUGUCCCGCCGGGGUUUUCAAGGAGAAAAGCGGAGGUAAUUCAGUAAAGAGCUCUGAACCGCCGGUUCAAAAACCUCCCGUUCUGUGUUUUCCGCCUCCGGUUCCGGUUAAAGCCAGAACAAAACGGCCGAGGCGAAGCGGUCAAGCUUGGUCUCGCGGCUCGCCGUCUUCAACGCCUUCAUCUUCAUCCGGGUCUUCUCCGAUCUCCAUGUUCGUUUUCUCGAACCCGGUUCACGGCAUGGACGCAGCCGACGAAGUCAUGAAACCUCCGGCCAAGAAGCAGAAGAGGCCGGCGGCGGAAACCGGCGGCGCUCAGACACAGAGGCGGUGCAGCCAUUGUCAGGUUCAGAGAACGCCGCAGUGGCGGACCGGUCCGCUCGGGCCCAAAACGCUCUGUAACGCUUGUGGGGUUCGGUAUAAGUCCGGGCGGCUCUUCCCGGAGUACAGACCGGCUUGCAGCCCGACUUUCUGCGGCGUUAUGCACUCGAACAGCCACCGGAAAGUGUUGGAAAUGCGGCGGAAGAAGGACCUCGGCGUCGCCGCCGGAGCGGACUCCGUAACUGCAAGUUUUUCAGGCUAAGUUAGACCGGAAUGGGGUGGUUUGAAACCGGACAGUAAAACCGGGUUCAGUGGUUGCAGCAGGCUUGUCUCGUGAGAUUGUACAAUUUUGGUGGUGGGUCUGUUGCAAGGAAGGAUAGCUUUAGCUUGGUAAUGGACCUUAGUCUAGUCUAGUCUAGUCUAGCCCAGUCGAGUUUAGGUAGGUUUCUAAUAUAUAUUUUUUUUUCUGGGUUUAUUAUUAAUGUCAAUUUAAUGAUAGUGUUGAUGUGGCAGUAGAUUUUACUUUAUAGUAACAUACAUUUGCAUUCAA